Messenger RNA from Capsella rubella, 658 nucleotides. RefSeq lists its product as uncharacterized. The record is from RefSeq and is a predicted model, not a curated record. Bases 68 to 511 code for a protein of 147 amino acids. Lineage: Eukaryota; Viridiplantae; Streptophyta; Magnoliopsida; Brassicales; Brassicaceae. The transcript is spliced from 2 exons.
UAAAAUAAAAUUUGCCUUAGUUGGAUUCUAAAGAGAAAAAAACGAAAACAGAGGAACAAGAACAACAAUGGCAGGGAGAAUAAGCUUCUGUCUAAAUCUUCCUCUCUUAGAUUCAAACUCUACACAAUCAUUAAAGAAACCAUCACACAUCUCUUGUAGGAGAACAAGAGAGGAUGUGACGGAGCCACGGAAGAACAAGUCUUCUCUUGUCUUAGGCGUAGCGGCGACCGUCUUGAUCGGGGCAAUUCAGAUAAGUGACGUGGCAUCGGUUGCAGCUGCGGUUGUGGAUUCGCCGGCGAAAGAGAUGGCGGCACCGCCACCGCGGAGGUGGAGCGACAAAAGGACUUGUCCGCCUUGGCUUGAGAACUCGCUAGAGACCAUCGUACCGGAGAAUCUUCCUCGCCCGUCAGCUCAUCGACGUUUGGAGUUAGCCGGAAUAGCUAAGGGUGACGCGCCACCGGUUGGCGCGGUGGUGACACGUGUCCGCAGAGCUGGUUGCUUCUCCGUUUAAAUUGGAAGUUUAUUACGUGACGUGUUAGGGGAAAUUGUUAGGCACGUGUACUAUAAAAGUCAAUUAGAAACAACUACAAUACACAGAAAAAAAAAACACUGUAAAUAAAUUAAAAUUUUAUAUAUUUGUUCGCAUAUAAUUUUUUUU